CGAAUCAGCGUUACGUCUAAUUUUACGUAAUCUUUGUUUUGAAAUGGUAAAAAUAAGCAAAUGUUGCCGGAUAAACAUUAAAUGAUCAGCUAAUAAAAAUAAUAGAUAAAAUUUGAAAUAUUUCAACUAAUUCCUGUUUUCACGAAAAAUUAUAUUUUAUAUUAUUUUUAAAUAGCAUAUUUUUAUCGAAUUUAGAAUGGAAAUUGAUUAUAAACUUGUAAGAGAAAUAGAAUGUAAACAAGGAGCUGUCAGAGCUGUACGAUUUAGUGUUGAUGGUGCUUAUUGUUUAACUUGUGGAGCUGACAGAAAAUUGAAGUUAUGGAAUCCUUACAGGGGUGUUUGUUUGAAAGUAUAUGGAGGACAUGGAGAUGAAGUAAUGGAUGCUAAUGCAUCAUGUGAUAGCAGUCAGAUAGUGUCUUGUGGAUUGGAUAAAUCGGUUAUCCUUUGGGAUGUAGCAACUGGAACACCAGUUCGACGUUUAAGGGGUCAUGCAGGACCUGUUAAUACUGUAAGAUUCAACGAAGAAUCUUCUAUGGUUGUUUCUGGAUCCAGAGAUAACUUGGUUAUGUUAUGGGAUGUGAAAUCUAAAGCACUGGAACCUGUGCAAUGUUUGAAUGAUGCUAAAGAUUCUGUUUCUAGUGUUAGGGUAUCAGAUCAUGAAAUUCUAACAGCCUCAUUUGAUGGGAAAAUACGCAGAUAUGAUAUUCGUGUAGGUGAAUUAUAUACUGACUACAUGGGAGACGCAGUAACCUGCGCCAGUUUCACAAGAGAUGGUCAAUGCGUAGUUGUUAGUUGUGCUGAUGGUGUGGUUAGAUUAAUAGACAAAGAUUCGGGAGAAUUGCUUGGGGAAUUUGCUGGUCACAUGGCAAACAAUUUGUGCUUAGAAUCAAGUGUUGACACUCAAGAUACUUGUAUUAUUUCUGGAUCUGCAGAUGGGAAAUUAUGGAUAUGGGAUUUAGUGUCUCAAAAAGUAGUUGCAAAACUCUCAGGAUUCAAACCAACGAAACAUCCGACAGUGUCAUUAAGUGUUCAUCCGCAAACAAACUGUUUCUUAGCUACCAACGGACCAAAUGUAUUAAUGUGGAGCACCGCAUCGGGGCAAGAGUAAUACUAAGAGGACCAAGUUUGUGUUUCAUUGUUUUUGUACAUAUCAUUUUGAAUGUUAUCACGUCAGAGAUUAUAAUUAUGAUAUACUGUCGUUGAUAUACUAUUUAACAUCAAAUAAAAAAAUGUCCAAGGAA
Molecule: messenger RNA, 1241 nt
Organism: Frieseomelitta varia
Lineage: Eukaryota; Metazoa; Arthropoda; Insecta; Hymenoptera; Apidae
Product: WD repeat domain-containing protein 83
Exons: 4
Coding region: 197-1108 (303 amino acids)
Biological process (GO): mRNA splicing, via spliceosome
Cellular component (GO): catalytic step 2 spliceosome
Molecular function (GO): protein binding
Source: RefSeq, a predicted model, not a curated record